Molecule: messenger RNA, 471 nt
Organism: Aureobasidium uvarum
Lineage: Eukaryota; Fungi; Ascomycota; Dothideomycetes; Dothideales; Saccotheciaceae
Source: the annotation of a GenBank genome assembly
AUGACUCUGCUUGCCGAAUCAUUGUACAUCAUGAAACAUCCCACAUGGCGAGACUCGAUUUUGCUGAGAGCUGAACUCGUCCAUCUACACGCACCAAUCAGAGGCUUUAUGCUGACUAGAGACAGGUCAUACUGCGACACCCGCUACAAGAUCGCCGGCCAAUGGUACGGCAUCCCCAAAGUAAUGGCCAAGUCGCAAACCCUCAAGACCGAAGUCGUCGACUCGCAACCCGAUCGCAUCAUUUUCAAGCUGCAACAAGAGUACACACCCAGAGUUGUCCACUUUUCCAAGCCAGUCAACAGUCUUGUCACAUUGACCUUGGACGACCAAGGCAAGGUCAAGUAUCACAAGGACAUGUGGAAUGAGAAGGACUAUUCGCAUGAGGGCUUGGGCAAAAUCAUGAAGACGCUGAAUGGUGAUCAUUUGACCAAGGUGAGUGUGUGCCAGAAAGAAAAGAGGAAUGCAGACUGA